This is a messenger RNA of Halichondria panicea, 980 nucleotides long. RefSeq names its product tafazzin-like. The coding region runs from base 95 to 895 and encodes 266 amino acids. Gene Ontology annotation, biological process: inner mitochondrial membrane organization; cardiolipin acyl-chain remodeling. Gene Ontology annotation, molecular function: 1-acylglycerophosphocholine O-acyltransferase activity. Gene Ontology annotation, cellular component: mitochondrial membrane. The record is from RefSeq and is a predicted model, not a curated record. NCBI's taxonomy places the organism in Eukaryota, Metazoa, Porifera, Demospongiae, Suberitida, Halichondriidae. The transcript is spliced from 9 exons.
GUUACAAAUGGGCGUGGCUGAUCCAAAAUCAAAACAAGAAGUUAGGAUUUAAUUUUGCUUGGAUUGUAUUAAAUUGUAGGUAGCUACGCUAGCUAUGACCGUGGAUAUGGAUGGUUGGCCGUUCCCAAAACAUCGUGGCUUAGGAUGGAGGUCUAGUUCAGUGAUGGUGAAGUUAUGCACUUCUCUGGUUAUGAAAUUGUUAAUUUCUGUAGGCCAGAGGGUUCAAACAAGAAACGUUAAGCAGCUUGUUAAGGUAGUUGCUGGCCGACCCAAAGGAACUCCACUAGUGACAGUGAGCAAUCAUGCCUCCUGCAUUGAUGACCCUGCUAUUUGGAGUGUUCUUCCAUUGAAGUUGUGUACUACUAAACGUAUGUCAAGAUGGGUUCCUGCUGCCAAGGAGUUAGUUUUCCCCAACAAGCUUCUGUCAUCUUUUUUUUCCAGAAGCCAGCUCGUGCCUGUGGUUAGAGGUGAUGGUGUCUAUCAGCAAGGAGUGAACUUUUGUUUGCAAUUGCUUAACGAAGGAAAUUGGAUCCAUGUGUUCCCAGAAGGCAAAGUGAAUAUGAAUGGCAAUACAAUGCGCUUGAAGUGGGGUGUUGGACGAAUGGUUGCUGAAUCAGCUAAAAUUCCACUUGUUCUUCCUUUGUGGCAUGUUGGAAUGGAUGAUAUAUUGCCAAAUUCAGCACCCUACAUACCACGUUUUUUUAAGAAGCUGACAGUCUAUGUUGGUGACCCCAUUGAUGUAUCUUCAAUAAUAAAGGCUCAUUACCAGCGAUGUCAUACAGACUUCCAUGCUAAUGCUGUGGAGCUAAGAAAACAGAUAACAGACAUAAUUCAGCAAAAAAUGUAUGAACUGAAAGCACAUGCUGAAACACUGCAUACCCUCAAAAAAGUGUAGUUAGUAUUAGGAUGAUUAUAAUUAUGCACUCAGUCGUAAAUCAACGUGUUCCACAACAAUGUUGACACAUUUUGUAUGCGUACAA